Molecule: messenger RNA, 930 nt
Organism: Thermochaetoides thermophila DSM 1495
Lineage: Eukaryota; Fungi; Ascomycota; Sordariomycetes; Sordariales; Chaetomiaceae
Exons: 2
Coding region: 1-930 (309 amino acids)
Source: RefSeq, a predicted model, not a curated record
AUGCCGCACAAACAUACAAGGAGACACAAGGACGAGUCGGUCUACGACCUCCCACCUGAUCAGAUUGCGUUGCCGCUUCCACCGACCAGUUUUUCCAAGAAGACAGCUGCGAAAAAGAAGCCGGAUGAGGUGCAGAAGAAGGCUGUCAAAAAGAGAAAACGCGAGAACGAGUUCGACGAUGCUCCUCGCGCCUUCAAGCGCUUGAUGGCGCUCAAGGAGGGAAAGCUCCCUCCCAAGUCUGUCGAAGACACUGGCGAAGCGCCAGGAAAGAAAAAAAAGAAGUCCGAGGAGGAAGAAACAAGACCAAAUCUUUCCGAGGAAUUGAAGAUCCGGCCCGGCGAGCGCUUAUCGGAAUUUGCCCAGCGAGUUGACGCUGCCCUCCCCCUCGGCGGACUGGUUAAGAAGACAGUUAAAAAUGGCAAAGAUCCGCUGGGUCUGAAGGUUCGUCAGACAAAGAAGGAGCGCAAGAUUCAGAACAUGAUCAAGGAAUGGCGCGAGAUCGAUCGCAAGGUGAAGGAGCGUCUCGAGGAAGAGCGCGAGCUGCAGGAAGAGAAGGAUCUAGAAACCGAGAUGACCUACGGCGUGUCACUGAAAAUGGAGCUCGAGGGGACGGGGAAGAAGAAGAAAAAGAAGGGAAAGGGCAAGAAGUUCCUCGGCGAGGUCGGUGACCCGGACGAGGAUCCGUGGGAGGAGAUCAAGAGGCGGCGCGGUGAGAGCAAGCCUGGGCUUAAUGAUGUGGCCACGGCGCCUCCAGAGCUCAAGAAGCCUAAGAAGAAUCUACUGGUUCGUGGAGCGACGGUUGCUGUGCAGGACAUCCCAAAGGCUGCGGGCAGUCUGAGGCAGAGGGAGGAGCUGCAGAGCAUCCGGCAGCAGAUUGUCGAGCAAUACAGGAAGAUGAUGGCCGAACGGAGGCCUGCUGUUGGGACGUGA